CCCCCAUGUCCCCCUGUCCCCAGAGCUGAUGCAGACCGAGGCGCACCACGUGCGGACUCUGAAGAUCCUGCUGCGCGUGUACGCUCGCGCACUGCGGGAGGAGCUGCCCCCCGGCCGGGCGGCCGCCCUGCUGUUCCCCGCGGCCCACGACCUGCUGGAGCUACACGGCCGCUUCCUCGCGCGGCUCAAGGCGCGUCGCCAGGAGGCGCUGGAGGGCGACAGCGAGCGCAACUACACCAUCCUCAGGAUCGGGGACCUGCUGCUCGAGCAGUUCUCAGGUGAAAACGGGGAGAGGAUGAAAGACACCUACGGGGCCUUCUGCAGCAGCCACAACGAGGCCGUCAACCACUACAAGCUGCUCCUGCAGCAGAGCAAGAAGUUCCAGAACUUGAUCAAGAAAAUCAGCAACUAUUCCAUUGUGAGGCGUUUGGGCGUGCAGGAGUGUAUUCUGCUUGUCACUCAGCGCGUAACCAAGUACCCAGUGCUGCUGGAACGAAUCAUCCAGAACACGGAAGCUGGCUCCAUGGACUACGAAGACCUGAACCAUGCCCUGAUCCUCAUCAAAGACAUCAUCUCCCAAGUGGACGCCAAGGUUAAUGAAUGUGAGAAGGGCCAGCGGCUCCGGGAGAUUGCAGGCAAGAUGGAGGUCAAGUCCUCCAGCAAACUCAAGAACGGGCUGACCUUCCGCAAGGAGGACAUGCUGCAACGCCAGCUCCUCCUGGAGGGGAUGUUGUCCUGGAAGACCACGUCAGGACGCCUGAAAGACGUGCUGGUUGUGCUGCUGACCGAUGUUCUCCUCCUGCUUCAAGAAAAGGAUCAGAAAUACGUCUUCGCCUCAGUGGACAACAAGCGCCCUGUCAUCUCGCUACAAAAACUGAUCGUGAGAGAAGUGGCCAACGAGGAAAAGGCUAUGUUCCUCAUCAGCGCCUCCCUGCAGGGCCCAGAGAUAUACGAAAUUUACAGCAGCUCUAAGGAAGACAGGAAUGCCUGGGUGGACCACAUUCGCAGGGCAGUGGAGAGCUGUCCAGAUGAGGAGGAAGGACUCUUCAGUGAGGCUGAAGAAGAGAGGAAGAUGAGGUUGAAGGACUUCCAAGAACGCCUGGCGAGGAAAGACCAGCAGAUCAUGCAAAGCUUGUGUGAGAAGCAUCAGAUAUUCCAGGAGAUGGCGGAGAUGAGAGGCCUGGCACUGGAGGAGCCGGGCCCCGCGCGCCUCCUCUUCCGGGCAGGAGACCCCAGCGGUGCCCUGGAAGGAGAGACUAUCCUCAAGUCAGCCAUGAGUCAGAUUGAGGACAUCCACAGCUUGCUAUGCAGACGGCUGGGUAAUGCCAAUGGCCAGGCCCAGGACAGCGGCGGGGGCCUGGGGGCCCUACCCCGUAGAGCUGAGACCUUUGGGGGGUACGACAGCACAGGGAACCCCGGAAAAAGUGGCAGUUUCCGGAUGAAGAGCUGGAGCAGUGACCCCACAUAUCGAGAUGGGCAGGGGACCCCUGCAAGCCCCACCCCCCUGCUCAGCGACACCCCAGAAGCCUCCGAGGAAACUGUCCAAGAGGAUGACAGCCCUCACCUUGAAUCCCGGCCCCAUCCGCCCACUCUGGAAUUUGAGCUCCUGCAAAGAAUCCACACGCUGUCCCAGCUACUCCUCAGCCUGCAGGCGGCCAUCGCCCAGCAGGACAGCUGCGUGGAGAUGCAACGCACCAGCCUGCAGGAACGCGAGCGCCAGCUCCGGCUGCAGUCCACGCGGGGCAGCCUGCUCCUGGAGCAGGAGCGCCAGCGAACCUUCGAGAAGCAGCGGGAGGAGCUGGCGGCCGUCCACAAGCUGCAGGCGGAGCAGCGGCAGGAGCAGCAGCGCUGGGAGAGGGCGCGGGCGGCGGAGCAGCGGGAGCUGGAGGCCGAGGCCGGGCGGCUGCAGGCGCGGGAGAGCGAGGCCCGCCAGCUGGAGCAGAAGCUGCGCCAGGAGCGCGGGGAGCUGGAACGGCAACGCCGGGCCUACCAGCACGACCUGGAGCGGCUGCGGGAGGCCCAGCGCGCCCUGGAGCGGGAUCGCGAGCGCCUGGAGCAGCUUCGGAGGCUCAAGAAGCAGAACACAGCACCCGAGGCCCUGGCCGAGGCCCAGCCCGCCAGUCACCCUCCCAGCUUCAAUGGGGAAGGGCUGGACUCCAAAGCACUGGGCCCUCGGGGGAGCUUGCUGCUGCCCCCUGGUGUCAGCCCUGAGUUUAGCGCCGAGCGGCCCGAGGGGACCCGCCGAGACAGCACCAUGGCCAAGAGCGACGUGCCCAUCCAGCUACUGAGCGCCACCAACCAGUUCCAGCGGCAGGCGGCCGUGCAGCAGCAGAUCCCCACCAAGCUGGCCGCCUUCACCAAGGGGGCCAAGGACAAGGGCAAGAGUCGUGGCUCCCUGCGCUCGGAUAGCUCAGUCCCCUUUGACCUGAGGCAGCCUCCACUUCUGAUCAAGUUCAUGGGCAAAGAAGAGAGUGCCUCCCGGAGCCGCCGCUCCCUGAGUCCCGUCCUGUCCAGCACCCAGGGACCCUCAGCCCCCUUGGCCCCUCCAGACCCCUGCUUCCCAGCCUCCAGUCCCGCUCCCGUGGACCUCACCCCUGAAGGCUUCUCCUUCAAGAGCAGCGGGGGACCCCCCUACCAGCCUGUGCCCCCACCGACUGCCCCACAGGACAAGGAUGAUGCCAACAACGAAGAUGUGAUCUUCUUCUAACGGAGGGGGGGUGUGGUGCCCCCUCCCUGCCGCCCCUCCUCCCUUCCUGAGCAGACUGCUAUAGGGGGGUGCCAGCCUGGGGUCCCCAAGAUUGCUGUAGGGUUAGCUGGGUUCCUCCUGUUUGUUGGAAGUCCUGGCACCCCCUGUGUGCGGACGGAGAAGGCUGACUCUUCCCAGGUGGGGGAGGGAGGUGAUGGACUGAGGGGAGGGUGGGGCGGUCCCCCAGAAAUAGCCUGGCCAGAGCGCAGUCUGAGAAAGCAUAGACAGCCCCAGAUCACCAGGACACGCCAGAGCGUGUUAGUGGGGGUCCCGGGCACCCCAAGGCCAGGGGUCGGGGUCCCGUGGGUCUGAAUGCCCCACUUAAGUUUGGCUACUGACUGGUCCUGGGGUUGUUGAGGGGGCUUUGUGGGGGCUGGCUGUCCCCCAGGCUCUCAGCUGCCCCACACCUGAGUGUCCCCAGCCCCCUGUGACAGGAAGCAAGUGGGCUGGUGUCCCAAAGGGCACAUCAGUCCAGCCCCGAGGUUCUGGGUGUGGAGGGAGUUAGGGGGGAGGUAGGGGUGACAAGUGUCCAGGGAGCCAGCGGUGCCCAACGCACUGGGUGAGUUGGCAUCCAUGUCCCCUUGUCUCUGUCCCCACGCCAGCCCCUCCCCGGUUCCCCUCUGUCCCCUCCCCCUCCCCCCACACACACACCUGAGACUCUGCAGAACUUGUCUGUCACAUGUCCCUCGGUGUGUGUGGAAGGGGGGGUGUCUUUGUACGGAGAAGCAAUCAGAGCACUUUAAGAGAAAAAAAUAAUAAUAAAAGACAGAAUCUGGGUCCCCUGUAUGCUGGUGAGCAUUCCUGGAGGCCUGCCUGCAAGAGGCACCAGCCUUGUGCCCCACCCCCACCCCCACCCCAGUGUGUCCUGGUAACUCCAGGAUCUGCCGAUGGGCCACAUAGUGGGGGGAGGGUGGGGGGGAAUCCUCCCCAGGGGGCACUAACGUACCCCUGCUGUUGUGGGGGCAGUUACUCCCUCUGGUGCCCCCCCAAUUUCCUGCAGCCCCCACAACCAAGACUGCUGCUAGGCAGAGGCUCUGCCCUUUGGAGGGGGGGGUGGCAUGGCAGGUGGGUUGUGGGAACUGGUCCCCAUGCUUAGGACUAUCAGAUUUGGUUCUAGCAAUAAAGGAAAAAAAAAAGUCUCAGAAGCAGCUUCUUGGGGGUUGGUUUUCAGAAGAAGAAAGAAAGAAAAAAGAAAACGAAUAAAUGAAAUAAAGACAGUUAUUAUCA
Messenger RNA from Erinaceus europaeus (western European hedgehog), 3973 nucleotides. It is a transcript of the gene ARHGEF18, whose product is annotated as Rho/Rac guanine nucleotide exchange factor 18. Gene Ontology annotation, biological process: small GTPase-mediated signal transduction. The coding region runs from base 29 to 2707 and encodes 892 amino acids. The transcript has 16 exons. Gene Ontology annotation, molecular function: guanyl-nucleotide exchange factor activity. Lineage: Eukaryota; Metazoa; Chordata; Mammalia; Eulipotyphla; Erinaceidae. The record is from RefSeq and is a predicted model, not a curated record.